AUGGCCUUCGCAAUCGUCUGCCUCGGGCACAAGUACCAAGUCGAUCAGCUCGUCGCGCAGGGCAUCGCGCACCCCAUCGAGUGCUACACCGGCGAUUUGGACGAGCCGCGCGACGCGAUCACCGCGGCGCUCGAUAUCGCGCACCUCACCAACACCAGGUCCGUCCUCCCAAUGGCGUACCUCCACACGUGCAGCGCGGGCGCGAGGCGUAGCGGAUGCUGCUCGGAGCGCUUGGGGUCGCCGGGCCUGGAGCGGGUCGUCGACGCGCGGUCGAAGUUGAUGGGCUAUGCGAGCAGGCGGUCGUCCAGAUCUUCAAGGGGGACAGGGAUAUGGGUUGCAUUGUGGUAG
Messenger RNA from Dichomitus squalens LYAD-421 SS1, 348 nucleotides. RefSeq lists its product as uncharacterized. The transcript has a single exon. The coding region runs from base 1 to 348 and encodes 115 amino acids. NCBI's taxonomy places the organism in Eukaryota, Fungi, Basidiomycota, Agaricomycetes, Polyporales, Polyporaceae. The record is from RefSeq and is a predicted model, not a curated record.